This is a messenger RNA of Chiloscyllium plagiosum (whitespotted bambooshark), 1529 nucleotides long. RefSeq lists its product as uncharacterized. Lineage: Eukaryota; Metazoa; Chordata; Chondrichthyes; Orectolobiformes; Hemiscylliidae. Gene Ontology annotation, biological process: T cell costimulation; cellular response to lipopolysaccharide; positive regulation of T cell proliferation. Gene Ontology annotation, cellular component: external side of plasma membrane. The record is from RefSeq and is a predicted model, not a curated record.
CCGGAUCCGCAAGAUCACCCCCCUCGCCUUCCCGGGAUCACCCCCCCCCUCGCCUUCCCGGGAUCACCCCCCUCGCCUUCCCGGGAUCACUCCCCUCGCCUUCCCGGGAUCACUCCCCUCUCCCCAGCAUCCUGACCCGUGUCCGGAAUCCACAGGAUCGCUCUCCCUCUCCACGGGGUGUAGACGCGGGUCCGUGAUCCGCCCGAUCAGCACGCCCUCUCCCCACCUCACCUCCCCGGGACCCCAUCCCGAGUCUGGUUCGUCACUCUCAUCCUUAAUCUGGCCGCGGAAAUGGCUGGAGAGGAGCAACAGGGACCCAGCUCACAGAAACUCCUCCCCCUGCUGCUGCUGCUGCUAAAUGUUGUUGCUGCUGUUUCAGGUGACUCGCCUGUCCCAGUUUCUGGGUUCCUUGGGGAGCAGGUUGUGCUGCCCUGUACCUACAAAGGGAAUGUCCCAGUCUCUGAUUUACUGGUUAUCUGGGGAACACUCAAAUAUGAAUUUUUACACAAGUUUGUCAAUGGGAGUGAUGACUUAAGGGAACAAGACCCACGAUUCAGAAGCAGAACAAACCUGUUUAAAGAUCAACUGGAACAAGGCAACUGGUCAGUUCUGAUCACUGACCUCCGGGAGACAGACCAGGAGGAGUAUGACUGUCAGAUUUACAGCAAGAUGGGAGAUCAACUUCACUGGGAGAAAGUUGUUCAAGUCAAUCUCUCUGUGACAGAGCGAGCUCCUACACCUGGACCGAACACACCUGUACUAGGUCCUGGACUCGCCACUGGAGCAAGAGUUGGAUUGGGAAUCGGGAUUGUUGCUGGGAUUGUUGCUAUUGUUGUAGUUGGUGGAAUUAUGGGUUACAUCAUCCUAGAGCGACAAAGAUGGAAUUGUGACCAAAAACAAUGCACCACCAAUCAAAAAUCAAGAAUACAUCCUCUGACAGGGGUUACCAUUUUGGGUGAAGCACGGAGCCUUGUCCCAACAGCACCUGAGCAUCAGGAUGGAGCGGCUGGAGAACAAAACCUUCUGGGGAACGGGGCUGUCCAGCACUGACUGAGUUUCCACUGCACUGAGCCUGGCUCAGGGAGUGGUGGGGGCAGUCAGCCCAGUACUGUGGCAAAUGACUAGGAACAUCAGUUAGUUCCUGAUGAUAUUAUUAACCUGUUCUCAGUGUGGGUGAUGCUGCCAGGACCCCACUUAUCAAUUCAAUCAUUUGUAUGUUGUGAAUCUCAUGUACAGUUCCUUUUCUGUGUACUGUGUGCCAGAGUGUGAUUCAAGGGAACCUGGUAUUGAUGUCUGUAUAUAGAAUUCUGUAAAUAUUUUAUAUUGAUACACUUGUAUUUCUGUCCUGUUAUUUGUACUUGUAUCGUACAGAGGUGUCAUCCAUGUUUAAAUGUGAUUUUUCUAUAUAAUUGCAUUUGUUGUAAAAAUUAAUUAUGGAUAUAUCUGUAUUUCUGUCCUGAUAUUUGUAACUUUUCUACCUGUAGUUUUUGCUCCAAGCUGUGAUUAAAGAGAAACUGAUGCUGAUAUCA